GCGUUGUACCGAGUGUUUGUGAGGUUACGUCGCUUCGCGCGCCCGACCGUCUACCGCAUUUAGAACUGACCCGUGAACAUACACAAAUACCACACACCUGUGAACAAAAACUCUACAGUGCUCCCCUUACAGUGAACUGAACAAACUGUGUGUCAAAGUGUCCAAAGAAAACAAUCUUUCUAACCAUCUCCGUAAGCCGAACCUCGUUGCAUAUCGGCGUUUCUGAAAGGAAGAUUAUUUUAACGGUACGUCAACAUUGUAUCAGGAUUAGCAAGUGUUGCCAGAUAGUGUUGUGUACAUUCAGGUAAAGGAGGCGCAUAAUGGACAGCGGAGACGAAGCAAAGUGAAGUGUUAGUGUUGUGAAACGGUUAUAACGUUAGUGUAUGGUUCAGCUAUGAUGUGAGACGGUUCUGGUGGUUUCCGAAAUGCCGUCAGACAGUGGCUCGGCGUGGUCGCCGCCGGCUUCCAACAGUGAGAGGAGAUUGAGCAACUCUUCCGAUGGCAGCGCCUGCAGCGGAUAUUCUAAAACUACCACAGACAGCGCAGACUUCCUGGCGACUCGUGCGCAUACGGCCGCAGUCAUCCCGGGCAAGCCGGCCGCCAAUCCUCUCCAGUUCGUCCGGGUCGGGCCCGCAGACCUCGGCAGCAGGGCCCGUGAGCAGCUCCGCAGGGCAGAGCUAGCCAAACGCACAGAACCUAAGAUCGAGAUACAGGAGGACUGGCAGUCGAACCUGGACAACUGGAAGUCGUCAAGACGGAAGCGCGUAGAGCACAUCAUCGAGCGGUGCGUGGAGGUGCGACGGAUGGAGAACGAGCCCACGCAGCCCAGAGCCAAAUCCAAGACCUUCAACGAAAUGCUGGAGGAAAGAGCUGGCCGUAGAAGGAAGAACCACCUGCCUCUAUACACAGACGACGAUGGCCACGACCUGAGCGACCUGGGGAUCGGCACCUCCAGCACUAAGAGCAGCCUGAGCGAGGACUGCGACACGCACAGCUUGGCCAGCGACGGUAUCGACCUGGAUAAGAACCAUUCAGACGUCGACAACCUUUCCAACUGCGACAACAAUCGCAAGCUUGGCUCGAGCGCCAAUGAAUACGACACCUGCACCACGACCACUAUAAGCUCCCCAGAACCAGAGGAGUACACGUACGAGGGAGCCAUCGAAGGUUACAAAUCCAGGAUUAUAUCACAAACUAACAGCAGCAUCGUCAAAACCGUUGUCAACAACAACUUCAAAGAAAAGUCCCCUGACAAAGUCAACGGCGACUUAAACCGAAUCAGAACUAACGUAAGCAACAAGAUUGAGGAAAAACUCUCAUCUUUCCAACAGGAAAGAUCUAAUGACGUAAAAAACAACAAUCAGAAGAAGGACUUACCAAAAGUCGAUAUACAUAAAAGAAGAGAACAAUUUGAGAGAGAGAAUUCGCAAGAGUCACAAAUUAACAAACCAAAACUACCUGAUAUUGCUAACAAAAAGUCAAUUAAAGAAAGACUGUCUAGUUUAGAAAAGUUCACGGAAGAAACACACGUACAGAAGUCUACGAGUGACCUGACAAAGUUACCUACUGAAGUGAAACCCCUAAAAGAGCGUCUCUCGUCACUUGAGAAAGUUAAAUCUGCUUCGGUUGAACCCGAUAGAGCAAAAAGGCUUUCAAAUGGCGAUCUUAGUAACGCCAAAUCUUUGAGAGAACGUCUUUCCAGCCUUAAGUCUCAAACAUCUGAAGAAGAGGUUAAAGUAACGAAAACUGAAGUCAAAGAAGUUUCAAUGAGCUUGAAAGAAAGAUUAUCUUGUCUUGACGCAGCUAAAAACAAAGAUAUUCCCAAAAUCUCUGUAGAAGAAGAACUUUCACAUAAAGAUAAGGUUGAAACCAAAGCAGAUAUUGAUUCUCAGGUCAAAAUGUCAGACAGCUCAUUGAAGAACAGUUUGUCUGGCAUAGAAAGCCAAAUGCAGAGUUUUUGUCGUUCCUUGGAUAGUUUGGAUAUUAACGGACAGUCUUCUCCAAAUUCCUUUGAAAGAGUUCAAAGUUUGGAGGACUUUGAUUGCGCUGAAAUGCAGAAUAAUACAGUUCCAAGUGAUAUCGAAACUGAAGACAGUGGUAUACAUACUGCAAGAGAUUCCUGCGUGCCACCUGAUGACAUUGCAGACUUGACUCAAGUAGCUUCUCCUAUAGGAGAACCUAUGGUUGAAGUUUCAGAAUAUGAGUCGUCCAAUGAGGACAGUGGAAUGCCCUUAGAGCCUACUAAGCUUGAAGAGCCAAUGGAACAGAAAGUUCCCGAAACUAUACAAACUAUAAUUCAGGAUAUCAUUAUUGAGGAAAUUGAGGAGCAAGACAGCAAAGCUGAGGAUACUGACAGUGGAAGUAACUACAUUCAAGCUGUCUCACAGCCAGAAGAACUGAGUGUCACCGAAGAAGUAACCGAAAUACAGCUGGACAAAGAAGACGAAGAUACUCUUAAGAGUUUGGACAAUCAAGACACUAGUGUAAGUUUGAAUGAGCCUGUCUCGACUGCAUCGGAAGGCGACACGGUGGUGUUUGAGGGGAAAAUGACUAUACACUUAAACUUGAAUGAAAUUUGCAACAAUAUGAAAGCUGGUGCUGGGAACAACUCUAACUGUAAUGAAACUAGCACUACUAAUGAUACUAACAAGAGCAUGCCAAUGGUAAUUGACGCUCUGGAGUUGGCAUUCCAAGAACUAGAUUCUGAGGACAGUAUGGACGAAAGCAAAGCCAUGGAUGACUCCAAAGUUAGUGCAAGUGAGACUAAAACUGAGUCUGUCGACUCUAAAGUGGAUACACUUAUUGAUUUUGGCACUGAAAGUAAAAUACCUGAACCAGUGCCGCCGUUGUACGAGAACAUUGACAUCUUUUAUCAGAACAGCUCAGAUGGGGCUGGAGCCUUUCCACUAGAUAUGCCAACUAAUAUCUUGGAGCCACCAAAAGAGAAGCCUCCGCCACCGCCGACUGACGACGGUCAGGAGGACGAACUACUUGGAAAUGGCAACUUCAAACACACGAGCUCAGCGCGCCGCAUCAAGAAAGAAAUCCGCAACAAGCGCACCAGCUUCCUCGGCAUUGAAGGUCAAGUAGACGACAGCUAUCUGGACGCUGACCUGACCCUCGCUCCACGUCCUGAUAUCACCUCCUUCCUUCAAGAGGAGACGAAGAUCGAAAAGCUUCUGUACAAGAAGACGCUGUCCCACGAUAUGGACGCCAAGUUGAGGGAGAGCAGGGAUUCAGGAGUGGACGUGGACAGAGGACCAUCAGCUGAGGCCUGGUAUAAAGGGCAGUCGUCCCCGGAAACCUCCAGUCCGCAUAGCAGACAGAAUAGUGAGCCGUACACACAAAUGACAGUAACAUCUGACGAGGAGGAGUCAACGAAGAAACAGAAAGAGCAGACCUUCACCAACAACCUAAACACAAAGCUGACAGAACUGACAGAGUCCCCACAAACAGAUGACAAAAUAGACACGUUGGACAAAAAAAUACAGCAGCAACAGGCGUGUCGCAUUAACGAGGAUUGGCCUGACGGGCACGUUGACGAUGCUCAUACCAAGGAAGUGCUGCGAUUCGAAAGAGAACUGCUGCAGUUGGAACAAGAAGAACUGAGAAGGCAGAGGGAAAACCUUCUUAGAGACCAGAACAGGAUCAUCCAGAAGUCUGUCCAGGAUAUAUCUACAGUUCCAAAUACGCCAGAGAAGCCGCCUCUCCAAAGACCUGGGAAGUCGACUAAUCGGAACUACAGACACUCGAUGCCAAAUCUUUUGAUUAACGAGAGUUAUACUCCUGUGGUGCCAGCUAUUCCUGAAAGGCCAGCGUUUGAUGAGAACAUGAAAAGGAAGCCUUUUGUGUCAGAGGAGCAUAUUCAGAGGCAUUUUGGUGUUGAGGAGAGCAGAAAGGUUCUAUAUGAGGACCGCAAGAUUGGAGAGGCGGUGAGGAGACAGGUGCCGAGCGUGAGGCCGCCUCAACCGGUGCUUCCUCCGAAACCGAAGACCCGGGAGUCUAUUGAGAGGGAGAUUACUAUGAGAAGCAGUCGUGUGCCUUCAGCCGUGGAGUACGUCAACGUGGACCGGACAGCGGUCCAGCUACGCCAGAAGCCGGUGGCCAAUGGAAACGGCGCGCAGUACCACCCGAUGACCAGGCAUACGCUGCAGGCUCUCAGCGCGGCGCCGACGCCGAAGCUGAUCUCGAACGCGGACUGGAUGCAGGCGCGCCAGCCGCCGCGCAAGCCCGCUGCCUACAACUACAACCAGCACUGGCUCAUACAGGAGGCUGAACAGCGUAGGAUAGAGGAGUCCCGAAGCAAGCUGCGAGCCGGCCAGCGACACUCCUACCAUCAGGACAUGCCAGCGCCGCAGCUGCAAACUAUGCUGCCUCUUAGCACCAGCCAACAGCACCUCCCCACAGAGUUCAAGCGACCGCCCCGUUCGGAGGUCCGACCCGACCCGUCGCGAGACCGACCCGAGCCGCGAGACCGACCCGACCCGCCGCGAGACCGACCCGAGCAGAGGCCCGAGAGAGAGGACAAGAUGCUCAGCGUCAGCGGGAGGAGGAAGUGCUCGCAUUGCGGAGAGGAGUUAGGUCGCGGCGCCGCCAUGAUAAUCGAGUCGCUGUCGCUAUGCUACCACGUGUGGUGCUUCACUUGCGCGGUCUGCGGCGCGCGCCUGGGCGACGGCCGCGCGGGAGCAGACGUGCGCGUGCGAGCCAACCGCUUGCAUUGCUACCAUUGUUACUCAGGAGACGAUGGGAGAAAGUACUCUAGGGUUUAGGGCAGUGUUUCCCAAAGUGGGCGAUAACGCCCCCUUGUGGGCGCUGCAGGAUUAAAGGGGGGCGGUAAGAGACCCAGAAAAAAAAUCGGGACGUUGUGUAGAGGCUUGGGAGGCGUCAUCUACUAGGAGGACUCUUAGACACCGACUGAGCUCGACUCUUGACUACAAAAAUGGUUUAGGGAAUAAGGAUGAAAGUGGAAUUAGUGCGCGGGUAAAAGUUGGCUGCCGAAACUUGUCACCGCUAGUGUUUCUCCUCCGUCAUCAACAGCAGUACUCUAGAAUCUAGACCAUAAGGAUGAAAGUAGAAUUGUGCGGGGAAAAGUUCGCUGCCGAAACUUGUGACCGCCAUUUUUGUCCCGGCAUCGACAGAAGUACUCUAGAGUCUAGACCGUAAGGCUGAGAUUGCUACAGCUGGUUGUAAGUAUCGUAAUAUUGCUAUUAUUCUUUACUUGCGCGGGCGCAGACGUGCGCGUGCGAGCCAACCGUCUGCAUUGCUACCAUUGUUACUCAGGAGAUGAUGGGAGAAAGUACUCUAGGGUUUAGGGAAUAAGGGCGAGAUUGGAAUGGUUGGCUGCCGAAACUUCUAACUGCGGAGUACUUUAGAGUCUAGACUUUAAGGCUGAAAUUGCUAUAGCUAGCAGAUUUACUCGCGCGGGAGCAGACGUGCGCGUGCGAGCCAACCGCUUGCAUUGCUACCAUUGCUACUCAGGGGACGAUGGGAGAAAGUACUCUAGGGUUUAGGGCAGGGUUUCCCAAUUUUUUUUGGCAAGGAACCCUAAUUGAUUAUACUUUUCCUAGCGGAACCCCCGUACUACUCCGCCCGCACGCCCUGCCCCUCCCUUGUGCGGAAACAAGUCGGUGCGCGCGAACAACGUCGGUCACGAAACGUGGGACAAUAUUUUUUACGGAACCCUUUCGGCCUUUUCACGGAACCCUAGGGUUCCGCGGACCACCUUUCGGGAACCGCUGGUUUAGGGAAUAAAGCCCAUUUUCCACCGCCAAAGAGGAACGAACUAGGGAUGUCUAGCGGAGCAGUCUUCGUGUACAUAAAAUAGGAUUGCUUCUCCAUCGAAAAUGAGUUCGGGAGUGUUGAUUUGAUGAGCGAGCUUACUUUUAUUCUUUUUGCCCUCUUUGUCAUUUUCGCUCGACUCUUUGUUGAAAAGACUCGCUCUCGCGGAAAACCCGCGUAAGGCGAGAUGUAAAUGGCGCGGGCAUUUUUUGAGUAUUCAAACUUGUGAUCCCUUGCUACUGUCUAAGUACUAAGUACUGUCGAGUCUAGACAUUAGUCCCUAGGUACUACGGAUGAGAUUGCAAUAGAGCGGGCACUUGUUGACUGCCGAAACUUAUGACCGCUACUGUUGCUAGGCGGCUCUCGAAGGAUUAUGGGAGGAAGUUCUCAAGGGUCUGAAGGCUGAAGUUGCAAUAAAGUAACACAUCAUUGUUGUUAUCUAUUCAGCCUGAGCCAUCUUUGACUAUUAUGAUCCAACAUUGUACUGCCAUUAUAGGUAAGGCGUACGCUUCGUUUUCCCAAAUGCGGUCUCCGUUAAAAAACAUGUCGAACCCAUCGAUCAUACUAAAAGUUUUUAAGAUUAAGUGAAUCUUCUUGUCUUUGAGCUUCAAAGAGAUCUUUAAUGUCGUUUGUUAAUCGUAAACAAAAGAAGUGCUAUACCAGAACGAAUGUUCAAUUUAAAGUAAGCACUUACGAUCUGAAGAAAGAUCUAAAUAUUAGUUCAUAAACCAAUUUAAUAAUUUUAAGUUUACUCGGACAUGACCUCGACUCUGACCUUUCUAGAAUGAUCUAGAAGUAGACAAACCGCGAUAGUAAAUUAUUUACUACCGUGAUAUUGUCGUAUACCACUUCACGUCUCGGCGACUCAGCCUGAUCUGAGUCCGCUUUUGCACGAUCUACAUACCAAUUUUUGUAGAUAUUUUUUAUACACAAACAUACAAAAAUAUCUAAAAAGAUUGUAUAUUUUUGGUCACCACACUAAAUACCUUAUUCUUGUAUUAAAGACUACAUAUUUGUUAUAACGACUUGCUGGUUUAGGUCGAAAGCGUUACUCAAAGCGCCAUCUUGUUUUUUCAACGUUUUUCAUUUCGUUGUAACGUCUAUUGUAGUUGCAUUGCAUGAAGAAGCAAGAUUACUUGGACUCAAGCUCCUAGACUAUUAUUUACUACUUUUUUUGUGAUUUAUCAACAUUUGUCGUAUUUUGGAAUUCAAUCUUGUUUUAACGUUUGAGUUAUGAAGUUAUUGAUCCUUAACGCAAUAGAGUAAGGUUGCUAACUGUUCUAAACGUGAUUACUGGCAACUUUGAAUUCCAGAGUAUAUUUUUUUUGUUAUUUUGAUGUCAUCUGUUUUGGGGACUUAAAUAAGUGACGGUGUUAGUUUUAAAUAUCACGUUACUGUUCAUCUGUCAUGUAGUUUGUCACAGUAUUAGAACCCACUUUCUGUUUCUGACUAUUUUGUGCCAUGUCAUAUAACAUUCUUCAUUAUAUUUUAACGAGAAGUACACACAUCUGAUUGUUUUAAAUUAAAUUGUUUAUAUUAGGAUACACGUCUUUAUUUUAUGCGUCAAGUAUAUUAAGGCAGUUUUUAAUCAAAUAUGUGUAUUGAUAUAAAAAUGUCUAAUAAAAAUGUAUACUUGUAGCAUUAAAAUCUAUUUUCUUAGACAAUGCACAGUGUAUUUUAUCGUAUAAUAAAUAUUCGAAUAAACUGUAAUAUUUUGUAAAUAGUUUUAAUUUAUAUUUAGUGUGUUUAACGGUUAGCUUUAAUAGUUAGUACUGUAGUUUAAAACAUUUAAUCCAAAAACGUAUAUUGAACAUAAUUUCUAUGUAUAAUACUUACUUGAGAAAAAUAUUUUAUAUUUUUACAUCACUAUAGAGUAAUUUUGUAUCGAUCAUUUUAUCGGAACGUAUGUACCUAACGUAAAACAUAAUAAUAUAUGUUAUUUGUGAUUCUUGCGAAGACGGCUCUACCCUCUGACUUGUUGUAAUUAUGUUAGAAUUCUUAUGUACAUUGUAUAUGUAAGUCCUGGAUUGUGUAACAAUAAACAUUACAAAUCAUUA
Molecule: messenger RNA, 7835 nt
Organism: Ostrinia nubilalis (European corn borer)
Lineage: Eukaryota; Metazoa; Arthropoda; Insecta; Lepidoptera; Crambidae
Gene: smash
Product: LIM domain only protein 7
Exons: 18
Coding region: 426-4769 (1447 amino acids)
Biological process (GO): regulation of focal adhesion assembly; positive regulation of stress fiber assembly
Cellular component (GO): stress fiber
Molecular function (GO): myosin II head/neck binding
Source: RefSeq, a predicted model, not a curated record